This is a messenger RNA of Periconia digitata, 1869 nucleotides long. NCBI's taxonomy places the organism in Eukaryota, Fungi, Ascomycota, Dothideomycetes, Pleosporales, Periconiaceae. The record is from the annotation of a GenBank genome assembly.
UUGAGGCAGCUCGACGACAGGUCCUGCAGUAGCUUCGCCUUGAAUUUCUCUCGCGACUUCGGCCCUACUCCACCACGACCCACGUCCCGCUCUCCCUUGCACUGUUUGCCUGCCUGCUACCCGCUUGGUCCAGCUGUCCAGCUAGCUAGCACUUUGCUCAAUCAAUCGCGCGACCCAUUCUAUAAAAACUUGUGGCUUCUCAGCUUCACCUGCUGCUCAACCACAUCCGCAUCCUCCGCCAUGGCUCCUACCACCACCACCAUCCCUUCCAAUGCCGUCUACGAUUUCGUUAUCGUGGGCGGUGGCACCGCUGGCUGCGUCAUCGCCUCCCGUCUCUCCGAGUACCUUCCCGACAAGAAGGUUCUCUUGAUCGAGGCUGGCCCCAGCGAUUUCAUGGACGACCGUGUGCUGCUCCUCAAGGAUUGGUUGAACCUCCUCGGCGGCGAGCUCGACUACGACUACGGCACCACCGAGCAACCUCAGGGCAACUCCCACAUCCGCCACUCGCGCGCCAAAGUCCUGGGCGGAUGCUCUUCCCACAACACCCUCAUUUCCUUCCGUCCCUUUGAAUACGACUGCAAGAGAUGGGAGGCUCAGGGUUGCAAGGGCUGGAGCUUCAAGACCUUCACCCGUGUCUUGGACAACCUGCGCAACACCGUCCAGCCCGUGCACGAGAACCACCGCAACCAGCUCUGCUUGGACUGGAUCGACUCGUGCUCCAAGGCCCUGGACAUCCCCGUUAUCCACGACUUCAACCACGAGAUCAGAUCCAACGGCGCCCUCAAGCCCAGCGUGGGCUUCUUCUCCGUCUCGUACAACCCCGAUGAUGGAAGGCGAAGCAGUGCUUCCGUCGCCUACAUCCACCCGAUCCUGAGUGGCGACGAGAAGAGGACCAACUUGACCGUCCUCACCAACGCAUGGGUCAACAAGGUCAAUGUCAAGGGCGACAAAGUUACUGGCGUCGACCUUUCCCUUCAGAACGGCGAGAAGCGAACCCUGAGCCCCAGGUGCGAGACUAUCCUCUGCGCUGGUGCUGUCGACACCCCUCGAUUGCUCCUCCUGUCUGGUAUCGGUCCCAAGGACCAGCUCACCUCUCUCGGAAUCCCCGUCGUAAAAGACAUUCCCGGUGUUGGUGAGAACCUGCUCGACCACCCAGAGAGUAUCAUCAUCUGGGAACUCAACAAGCCCGUCCCCGAGAACCAAACCACCCAGGACUCGGACGCAGGCAUUUUCCUCCGCCGCGAGGCUCCCAACGCCCGAGGCGAUGACGGCGAAGUCGUCGAUAUCAUGAUGCACUGCUACCAAAUCCCCUUCUGCCUAAACACCGCUCGUCUUGGCUAUGAUACCCCCAUCAAUGCUUUCUGCAUGACCCCCAACAUCCCCCGCCCCCGCUCCCGCGGCCGCAUCUACCUCACCUCCUCCGACCCCACUGUCAAGCCCGCUCUCGACUUCCGCUACUUCACCGAUCCCGAAGGCUACGACGCCGCCACCAUCGUUGCCGGCCUCAAAGCCGCACGAGAAGUCGCAAAGCAAGCCCCCUUCAAAGACUGGCUCGUCCGCGAAGUCGCCCCCGGCCCGGAAAUUCAGACCGACGAGCAGCUCUCCGAGUACGGCCGUCGCGUUGCCCACACCGUCUACCACCCCGCCGGUACCACCAAGAUGGGUGACGUCCGCACCAACCACAUGGCUGUUGUCGACCCGGAGCUUAAGCUCCGCGGCUUCAAGGGCGUCAGAAUCGCCGACGCCGGUGUCUUCCCUGAGAUGCCGACCAUCAACCCCAUGUUGACUGUCCUUGGUAUCGGCGAGCGCGCUGCCGAGUUGAUUGCCGCUGAGUGGGGCUGGAAGGGUCUCCAGAGGGAGAAGUUGUAA